AUGGAGUUUUGUCCAACGUGUGGGAGCAUGCUGAUGAUUGAGCUACCGAAUAUGGGACACGCGACUAGGUUUUAUUGCACCACUUGUCCAUAUGUUUGCCCAAUUGAAAGAGGGGUUAAGAUUAAGAGAAAGCAAAUCUUGUUCAGAAAAGGGAUUGAACCUGUUAUCUCCUCUGAUGACAUGAAGAAUGCACCCACUACUGAAGUACCAUGCCCAAAUUGCCGUCAUGAUAAAGCUGCUUAUAAGGAGGUUCAGACUAGAUCAGCUGAUGAGCCUGCAACAUUAUUUUUCAAAUGCUUGAAUGUAAAGUGUGGGCACAAUUGGAGAGAGGGUUGA
Molecule: messenger RNA, 336 nt
Organism: Lathyrus sativus (Indian pea)
Lineage: Eukaryota; Viridiplantae; Streptophyta; Magnoliopsida; Fabales; Fabaceae
Source: the annotation of a GenBank genome assembly